AUGAAUCAACACUUACACUCACCUACUAAGCUUACUGAAUUUGCUAGGGACUUCGAGGACGAUGAACCUGAAUCCUUACUCGGUCGCUUUGUUAACAAAAUUCAAAAUGUAUACAAUCAAAGCUAUAACACCGUUAAUGAAGUAGCAACGAGUGUUGCUGAUGGCACCGUACCGGCACAAGUCUCAAAAUCUGUAUUUUAUGCUGAUCGAAAAAUCGAUCCUAAUUCGGGCAUUAGCUUUUUACGUGACAACUUCAAUUCCAAUGUGAAUAUAGUAACAACAAAUGUUCAGCCAACAAACACGUUUAAUGCACCCGCAAACAAAGAUACUUCAGCAAGUUCCUCCACGCCGACAAGUAGCAGUACUCCAGAUGAAUUAAACGGUGAUCCUGGUGAACGUAUUCAGGAUUUACCCGCUGAAGCAAGUGAAGGACGUACAAUGGUCAAUGUACUAAAGCGUAUGAGCAGCUUAAUGGCUACGAAGAACAGUGAUUUACGAAACUAUAGAGACACUGAGUUGCACCGAUUUUGGAUGCCUGAUUCAAAGGCAAAAGAAUGUUAUGAUUGUGCACAGAGGUUCUCCACCUUUCGACGAAAGCAUCACUGCCGUCUUUGUGGGCAGAUCUUCUGUUCUAAAUGUUGCAACCAAGUUGUGCCUGGAAAAAUUAUUAUGUGUGCUGGUGAACUGAAAGUUUGUAACUAUUGCUCCAAAAUAGUACUUAGCUAUUUGAAAUCUACAAACAUAGCGGUUGAUUUGCAUGCUGAUUUGCAAGCGUUGCAGCAAGAUCUCACACAGAAACUGGAGGAUAAAAAUGAAAAUAGCAAAAAAGAGGGUCUGCCGGUACGUGCAAACUUAGCUCGUAAGAUAUCGGUAGGCUAUCAAGAAGAACGUUUUGCUACACAUGUAGGCAGCAAUUUGUCAGUUGACGAUCGAAAAAACAUACUGCAGCAAUCGAAUUCCCUUAUAACUCUACACGAGGAGAUGCGACGUCAACUACCCGGUCAGGACUGUGGAACACACCUAAUUGAAUACUUGAUUACGCAUAACAAAUCGUCGAAUAAGGUGCAAGCAGUCGCAAUUUUAAAUGCAAUGCUUGCUGCUGGUUUUCUACAGCCCAUAGUGCCGGAUUCCGACCAAAUCGAAUUCGACGAAAGCCUCCAUUACAAAUUUAUUGAGCUACAUAAACAGUGCAUUACCAACGUGCAUAUUAAGGAUCCCAAUUUGAUGUCUGAAUCUAAUAGUCCGCAGAUUGAAAGCAGUGGUGAACUUCAACCGCCCAAAUCUUUAGAUGUCUCUUUGAGUUUCCAUUCUUUGCAGGACAUGGAAUUAGAAUAUUCUAUGCGGUCCACAACAACUACAACUAAACUCCUGGAGUCCUAUUGUGAUUACGAAGAGCAAUUGCUAACUCAGAUGCUACGCACCUUUCAACUCGAUCUGCGCUGGUCGAAGGUGUUAAUGUCGUUGUGCUGUCGUGCAGCUAAUCAUUUCAAACCAGAAUAUUGCACCAACGACCUGAUGGACAUACGAAAUUAUGUGAACAUCAAAAAAAUACCGGGUGGAAAACGGCAGGAGUGCACGAUUGUGGGUGGAGUUGUAUUUUCGAAGAAUAUCGCGCACAAAGAUAUGGCAACGCGGGUUGAACAUCCUCGCAUUCUUCUUUUGCAGUGCCCUAUUGUUUACGAACGUAUAGAGGGAAAAUUUGUCAGCAUUUCCACAGUGCUGCUACAAGAAAAAGAGUAUUUACGCCGUGUCUGCGAUCGCAUUAUGAGCUUCAAACCAAAUGUGGUUUUAGUACAUAAGAAUGUUGCGGGCGUUGCGCAGGAUAUGCUGCGAUCACAAGGCAUUACGUUGGUAUUGGAUUUAAAACUUUCAGUAAUGGAGCGCAUUUCUCGAACACUCCAAUGUGACAUCGUUACUUCUAUAGAGUCGAAUAUUGCUCGGCCUCAGCUCGGCACUUGUGAUGCUUUCUAUAUACGAAGUUUCAAUGAUGGCAGUGGUAGCAACAAGACGCUAAUGUUUUUUGAAAAACUCAACAAUCCACGUGGUUUCACUUGCUUACUAAGAGGAGGUACUAAUAAAGAACUUGCUAAGGUGAAGAAAGUAGCAUCGUUUUUGGUGUAUGCCCGCUAUAACUGGCGUUUGGAAAUGUCCUUUCUCUUGGAUGAGUUUGCUGAUCCUCUCAUUCCAAAACCACCCAUCUUUAAUUCUAAAGAACCCAGUCCUGUUGAUUUGCCAUCUGAUGAGGAUGAUCAAAUAAUACAUGCCAAACCUGCAAUAGAACGAAAAGUGGAGGAAAAAAUACUGUUACAACGCAAAGAAAUCAUUUCAGUAUCAGAAAAUGUUGCUGACUUUACUGAUCCACUACGUUCGGCGGAAAUCACAACAAAUAAGGUGUCUGUCGACCGAUCCGUUAUUGGAUUGGCAGUUGAGUCACGCUACGACAACCGCUUUCGCACUGCACUCAGCUCCACUUUACUCUCUGUCAGUCCGUUUCUCAGUUUUCCAUUGCCAUAUUUGGAAACCGAACAGGGGCGUAAAUGUUCAUUACGCCCGCUUUUCCCAACUGAGUUGUACUAUUCGAAAUUAUGGUCGGAUAGGAGCAACCUGCAUUUAGAUCGUCACGAAAGUUUGGAACAGCUUAAAAAUACCAUUAAUGAAAAUAUGCUAAAAUCGCCACAUCCAUUUUUAAAAAUUAAAAUUACAACGCCAUGGGAUAAUCGCGAUAUACAAACGCUGCUGGCUGAGUUUCGUGCUUGUGGAGGACGCUACCCCAAGAAGAAAAAAAUGUUGAAAGAGUUAAUCAAAGUUCCACAAAAAGUAGCUGAAGAUUAUUCGUAUAAGGACGCUCUCGAUUUGGAAAACCAUCAACGGCUGCCGGUUCUGUUCUGUAGCUUUUAUUUCAAUCCAAAAUCAGCAUCUUCUUUUUGUGCACCACCAACUUUGUUAGAUAUGAAAUUCUAUGGUCAACACGACAUUAUGCUUGGGCAGUUUUUACAGCGCUACUGUUGUCGUUUAAAUUCGAUGUGCAGGCUCUGCAAUUUGCCAAUGCUAGGACAUGUACGGCGUUACGUUCAUUCCAUGGGCUGUGUACAGGUCUUCCUCAGCGAGGAUAAUAUAAAAACUGAUCCGAAUCGUAUUUACUUUACGGCAUGGUGUACGAUUUGUAAUGAAAUGACGCCUAGCGUACCGCUUUCCGACAAUACUAAAUGCCUUUCUUUCGCUAAAUAUCUUGAGCUUCGUUUCCAUGGCCACGCUUACAAGAAACGUCAAGUUAUUGGCAGCAAUUCACCGGGAAUAACUCCAAGCUGUAGUGAAGUAAGUCGAUGUCAGCAUUCGCUACAUCGUGAUUAUGUGCACUAUUUCACCUAUCGGGGUGUGGGCGCAAAAUUUCAGUACACGCCUAUCGAAGUUUGGGACAUUGGCUUGCCUGAACUGGUAUUGGGUUUACAACCUUCAAAAGUAUCAGACCAAUUCAAAUACUUAGAAGAGAUAAAGAACUUUUCUAUGAAGGGUCACGAAGUGUAUACGCGCAUUCAUGAGCGUAUUGCUGAUUUGGCUACCGAGGAUGAUACUUUGGCGAUAGUGCUCAACCUAAAGACAGCACUGAGCAAGGAUCAAUUUAUUUUCAAGCAACAUAUCGAAAUCGUUCAAACCCUACUUGCAGAUCCAAAAUCAAGUGUUCACGACGUGAAUGAUGCUCUCCUUAUGUCUAAACGUGUACUUGCCGAGAGUAUUGAUUUGUGGGGGCCACGGGUACAUGAUAUUGCGUUGGCGCAAAAGGCCGCAGCGAAACAGUCGCACACAGAUUCAGGUACAAUUUGCACAGAAGAUUUACGUCCGGAAUAUUCAGAUGCUCCUCAAGUUGUACCAGAACUGUCUCACUUGAUCACCACUACCAUGGUGCAUGAUGACACGUCUUCGAAUGCAGAGGAUAACGUCGGCGAGUCUGAGAGUGAAUCGCAGAACAAUGUACAUAUAAUGAUGGAAAAAAAGUCGUCAGUAGAUCAAUUGCUCACGACAUCAGCAAGUACAGACAAAAAAUCGAUCAAAAAAAUACUUACACAGCUUCUGCCUUCUGCGGGACCAUCCAAUUUGCUACAGUCGCCCUUUUCAGCACAAGAACAUUAUACGCUUUCGCUGGGCGCAUUCCCGAUUCUCGUUCACGAUCAAGACUUAAGUUCACUUAUUGCAUACAGCCUGACAUCAAGUGACUAUCAGCGCUUUGUAGCUAACUUAGCCAGUAAUAGUUUCAUGGUUAACAACGCAGGAGCAGCAGUUCAAGUGGCUAAUAUAGAUGGUGCAAAUAAUACUCCUGCUGCCAAUCAAAAUAAUCCUAGCCCCAAUUUGAAGCGGAAAUCACAGGAAAGUUCACAGGAGGGUGAUGAAAAUGACAAAAAAGAAUUUUCAAAUAACAACGUCAACGCAGAUGAGGAGCGCAACAAGUUAAAAGCGCACAGUUCACAUAUUGAGUUAACAUUCCAGGAUAACGGCACACAAUUUACAUGCAAAAUUUAUUUUGCAAGAGAAUUUGAUUUGAUGCGGGCUAAAACGUUAAAACCUCCGAGCAUUGAUAAAUCGCUGUACAAGGAGAUUGAGCAGAGCAAAAAACGCGAAGAGCUAAAAGUAUCCCAAAGUCGUAGUGGUCCUGAGAUGGAAUUGGUGCGCAAGCCCAGCGACGUGGGUAUGCAAGCAGACACAAAUAAGCCAAAUAGCAGUGGACGUGGCGACGAUAAGACUUCAUUGCAAUCGGAAAUUGAGAAAUGUCGUAAUUAUCUGGCUCGCUCACUUUGCAGCAGUGUACAGUGGGAGGCCAGGGGCGGCAAGUCUGGUUCGAGGUUUUGUAAAACAUUAGAUGACCGUUUUGUUUUGAAGGAGAUGACAAAAAGUGAUAUCAACAUCUUUGAAAAUUUUGCACCAAAUUAUUUUGAGUAUAUCAGUAAAUGUCAGCAACAAAACCAACCAACUCUGUUGGCGAAAAUAUUUGGAGUUUUUAAAGUUAUUAUCAAAAAGAAGGAUUCUUCUGUGGAAAAAUCACUGCUUGUUAUGGAGAAUCUCUUUUUCGGUUGUGAUAUCAAAAAUAAAUUCGACUUGAAAGGCUCUGAACGGAACCGCUUAGUGGAUCCAUCCGAUCAGCAAGGUGAAAUAGUAUUGCUGGAUGAAAAUUUAGUGCAAAUGUCUUGGUCUAAGCCACUAUACAUUUUAUCACACAGCAAGUCGGUUCUCAAAGAUGCGAUUAAUAGAGACGCUACCUUUUUGGAAAAGAAUCAAGUUAUGGACUACUCACUACUCGUAGGUUUGGAUCACAAAAAUAAUGUUCUAGUGUUGGGCAUAAUUGACUACAUACGCACAUUUACGUUUGAUAAAAGGGUUGAGUCAUUUGUUAAACAAACUGGUAUACUCGGCGGUAUGGGAAAAUUGCCAACUGUUAUAUCACCAGAGCGUUAUAGGCAACGUUUUAUUGAUGCCAUGGAUCGCUAUUUCUACACAGUGCCAGAUCGUUGGGAAGGUCUUUCGAAAACUUGAUUGUCCAGUUUGUUAAAAGCAAGAAGUUAAACUGUCUGGUAUUUUAACGUUAAAAUAUAUAUAUGUCCUCCAGUA
Molecule: messenger RNA, 5598 nt
Organism: Anastrepha obliqua
Lineage: Eukaryota; Metazoa; Arthropoda; Insecta; Diptera; Tephritidae
Gene: fab1
Product: putative 1-phosphatidylinositol 3-phosphate 5-kinase
Exons: 12
Coding region: 1-5523 (1840 amino acids)
Biological process (GO): intracellular signal transduction; phosphatidylinositol phosphate biosynthetic process
Cellular component (GO): endosome membrane
Molecular function (GO): metal ion binding; 1-phosphatidylinositol-3-phosphate 5-kinase activity; ATP binding
Source: RefSeq, a predicted model, not a curated record